UCAAAUAUAAUAAUUAUUUUUUUCUUCCCAGAAAUAUCUCGUUAAUAAAGAAACUAUACAUAUCAAAUCCUAGAACCUUCCACUGGAUCAAUAAUAAUAAUAAUAAUGCGAUAAACCUAAUCUCUUUUCAUAUACCUUUAUAUCAAGAACACACCAAGCUGUUAUGAUACAUGGCCCUCUCUCUCUCUCACACACACACUCAAACAUGUAGUGGGGUUCACUUUAUUAUUAUUUGUUUCAAUAUUGAUGGGACUCUUUGCCUAUAAAAGGCCAAGUCUUCAAGACAGAGUUAAUUAAGUUGUGUGAACAUCAAAGAGGAAAAGACAUCCUUAGUAUUAUUCUCUCUAGCUAUUUUCUUUCAUUUUGUCAUUAUUUCCUUGGAGGAAAUAAAAAGAAAAAAACAUGGAAGGGAAGAUGAGUUGGACUGCUUCUGAUGCUGUGGACUACAAAGGUUUUCCUGCUGAUAAAUCCAAAACUGGUGGUUGGCUACCUGCUGCUCUUAUCCUUGGGAUUGAAAUAAGUGAAAGGCUAUCAACAAUGGGAAUAGCAGUUAAUUUGGUGACAUAUUUGACUGGAACAAUGCAUUUGCCUAGUUCAACUUCAGCCAAUAUUGUAACAGAUUUUAUGGGCACAUGUUUUCUGUUGUGCUUGCUUGGAGGCUUUUUGGCUGAUUCCUUCCUUGGAAGAUACAAGACAAUUGCAAUAUUUGCUACUAUACAAACUCUAGGUACUGCUUCCUUGGCAAUAUCAACAAAAAUACCGGAGUUACAGCCACCACCUUGCGACGGAGGUGCAGGCGCCACCUGCCAACAGGCUAAUGGAUUUCAAAUGGGAAUUCUUUACUUAGCCUUAUAUCUUAUUGCACUUGGAACCGGUGGACUUAAAUCAAGUGUUUCAGGCUUUGGAACUGACCAGUUUGAUGAUAAAGAUGAGAAGGAGAAGGCUCAAAUGGCUUACUUCUUUCAGAGAUUCUUCUUCUUCAUUAGCACAGGAACCUUAAUGGCUGUGACAGUCCUUGUUUACUUACAAGAUGAAGUUGGCAGAAGCUGGGCCUACGGAAUUUGUUCUGUUUCAAUGUUAAUCUCCAUCAUAAUACUAUUGUCUGGGACUAAAAAAUACAGGUACAAAAAGAGCAUGGGGAGUCCUAUAGUUCACAUUUUCCAAGUUAUUGUGGCCUCUUUCAAAAAGAGAAAGAUGUCUGGUCCUUUCAAUAUAGCCAUGCUGUAUGAGGAUACUCCUAUGGAAGCCAAAAUCCCUCACACAGAACAAUUUCGUUUCUUGGACAAGGCUGCAAUAGUGCUAGAAGGAGAUUUUGAGCAAAAUGUUAGUAGCAGUACUCCUAAUCCAUGGAAACUAUGUUCAGUGACAAAGAUUGAAGAGGUGAAGAUGAUGAUAAGAUUACUACCAAUAUGGGCUACAACCAUCUUGUUUUGGACCACUUAUGCUCAAAUGAUUACUUUCUCUGUUGAACAAGCAGCUACUAUGAAAAGAAACGUAGGAAGUUUCCAAAUUCCUGCUGGUUCUCUCACUGUGUUUUUUGUGGCAGCCAUAUUGAUCACUCUCGCUGUUUAUGACCGUUUCAUUAUGCCUUUUUGGAAGAAAUUGAAAGGCAAACAAGGUUUCAGCAGCCUUCAAAGAAUAGCCAUAGGGCUAGUUCUCUCAACCAUAGGAAUGGCGGCGGCCACACUCUCAGAGAUGAAACGGUUAUCAGUGGCUAAAACCGAUGGCGGCGGUGGAGGAGAUCUUCCCAUUAGCGUGUUCAUCUUAAUCCCUCAGUUUUUCCUUGUGGGGUCAGGAGAGGCAUUCAUAUACACAGGCCAACUAGACUUCUUCAUAACACAAUCUCCCAAAGGCAUGAAAACCAUGAGUACUGGCCUCUUCCUUACAACCCUUUCCCUCGGUUUCUUUGUCAGCAGCUUCUUGGUUUCGGUGGUCAAAAAAGUCACCGGAACCAACGGUAGCCAAGGGUGGCUUGCCGAUAACAUAAACGACGGUAGACUUGACUUGUUUUAUGGUCUUUUGACAAUCUUGGGUGUCGUAAAUUUUGUUGCUUAUUUGAUUUGUGCAAAGUGGUACAAACCUAGUAGUAAGGGUAAUAAUAAACAGGCUCAGAUGUCUGCUAUGAAUGGGAGUGGUAGUGUUGAUAAUUGCUAGCUAAUUAUGAUGAUGACGAAGAAGAUUACUAUAGGUAUGUUCGAGUAGUUCUGUUUAAUUAAUUAAUUAUGUACUAAGUUAUUCAGGGCUUUUGUUUUUAUUAGCCUAGUGGUUAUUAUCAUGUUUGUACAAAUAAUCAAUGUUUGGGUGUGAUGUUUUCUUAUCAUCUGAUCAUCAAUUGAUGCGUAUGUACCUUUCUUAAAUUGCUCUACAAUGAAAUUAUAGUUAGUUUUUUUUUUUUUGUUCUA
Cannabis sativa is the source of this 2402-nucleotide messenger RNA. Its product is annotated as protein NRT1/ PTR FAMILY 6.2. Gene Ontology annotation, cellular component: membrane. Lineage: Eukaryota; Viridiplantae; Streptophyta; Magnoliopsida; Rosales; Cannabaceae. Gene Ontology annotation, biological process: oligopeptide transport; transmembrane transport. The transcript has 6 exons. Gene Ontology annotation, molecular function: transmembrane transporter activity. Bases 403 to 2154 code for a protein of 583 amino acids. The record is from RefSeq and is a predicted model, not a curated record.